Molecule: messenger RNA, 1804 nt
Organism: Myripristis murdjan (pinecone soldierfish)
Lineage: Eukaryota; Metazoa; Chordata; Actinopteri; Holocentriformes; Holocentridae
Exons: 11
Coding region: 306-1205 (299 amino acids)
Molecular function (GO): catalytic activity
Source: RefSeq, a predicted model, not a curated record
CGAUCUUCGAUGGUGAUACGACGUCUUACUUCAAGCGCUCCGCAGGGGGAAAUUUGUUUUUCCAAGCAGGUUACUCUGGCUGGGUCUGCGGCUGGGUCUGCGGCUCUGCGGGGUGGAGGGGAGGGGAGGGGCACUCGGACGGCAACAGUCCGUACACACACACGGGCUGAACGCUGUGAGGAGCCUCCGCGCUGAGCUGAAGACAAGACAGGAGGAGGAGCAGAGCUGUGGGCUGUGCUACCACAAUGCUUCCCGGCACACAACAGAGACGCAACACAACAGACAAGCGAGCCAGCCAUUGAAGAAUGGGGGAAGCGCAGUCCGGCUCCUGUAAUGAUUUUGUAGAAGACUGUAUUUUCUGUACGAUCGCGAGCAACCAAGAUAAAUACACGACCAUCAUUAAACAGAAUGAUGAGCUGGCCUGCUUCAGGGACAUCUGCCCCGCCGCCCCACACCACUACCUGGUCAUCCCCAAACAGCACAUCAUCAGCUGCCGCUCCCUCCAGAGCACGCACGUCGGCCUCGUUGAAAGGAUGGCUGGUAUGGGGAGAGUUGUGCUCCAUGAUCGUGGCAUCACCGAUAUGAGUGACAUAAGGCUGGGCUUCCACCGACCCCCCUACACCUCAGUAGAUCACCUCCACCUCCAUGUGCUCGCCCCUGCCAGCAAGAUCUCUCACUUUAUGUUGCAUAAGUUCACUCCAGGCACAGACAGAUUUGUUAAUGAAGACCACCUGCGCAGGUGUCUCUUGAAAGCCGCUCCCAAAACCUCAAUCAGACAGAUCCAAGACUGCCUGCUCUGUGACAUAGCCAGUGAGCAGACGGACAAGGAAAUCCUGCUGAGUAAUAAUGAGCUGGUGUGUUUUCAUGACGCCAACCCUGGCUGCACACAUCAUUAUCUGGUUGUUCCCAGAAUGCACGUCGGCAACUGCAAAACACUCCAAAAGGAACACAUACCUCUAGUGGAACAGAUGCAGGAAAUGGGAAGGAGCUUAUUAGAGAAGAAGAAAGUCAGCGACCUGGAUGACAUCAGGAUGGGCUUUCAUCUGCCUCCGUACUCUUCCGUUGCCCACCUGCAUCUCCACGUUCUGGCUCCAGCCAGUCAGAUGAGCUCCAGGUCGCUCACUCGCUACGGCCCUCACUCCUAUUGGUUCAUCACAGUAGACAAAGUGCUGCAUCAGUUAAAGAUUCACGGCCAAGUCAAGUGAAGACUUUUGUCUAUGUCACAAGCUCCAGGAGUCUACUGAGAAUCUACUGUAAAUCAAAUGGAAAUUCUGAAGAAUUGAAGUGUUUCUUUAAUGGUCAUCAAUCAAAUGUAAUGAUUCACCACUGACACGAUGACAUGUACUGAUGUAAGUUAUUGAAAAUUUAUCUAUGUACACAUUAAAAAGCUUAUUUCAGAUGUAUUACUGUAAUAGUCAAGAGGUACAAGGACUACGUUACCCAUGAUCCUCCACUCUACCCAACUCAGUGCAUCAGCACAUAUGGAUUGUUUUUCAGUACUUCUCAGAUCUCUCAUUCACACAGUGCCUUGUGUGAGUUUAUCACAAUGUGUGUUUAAGUUUGUUUACUGUGUUCGGCACUUUGAAUGUCACAAAGUUGGACUGGAUGCCUCAUUCUAAUUUCAUCUGAUAUUAGUGCAUCCUAGUUGCGGAUCUGUAAAUCACACGAUGAUUUAAACGUUUUCAAGUGAUUGGAAACAGAGUAUAACGAGUUGACAGUAUAUUUGUUUGAGAAUAGUUUGUAAUAGCAGGCCUAAUUGAUAGCCUUUGUCUUGUUUUCUGGAUAGAUGGAUGGAUAGAGAGAC